This is a messenger RNA of Cryptomeria japonica (Japanese cedar), 820 nucleotides long. RefSeq names its product large ribosomal subunit protein uL23. Gene Ontology annotation, cellular component: ribosome; cytosolic large ribosomal subunit. The record is from RefSeq and is a predicted model, not a curated record. NCBI's taxonomy places the organism in Eukaryota, Viridiplantae, Streptophyta, Pinopsida, Cupressales, Cupressaceae. Gene Ontology annotation, molecular function: rRNA binding; structural constituent of ribosome. Bases 188 to 652 code for a protein of 154 amino acids. Gene Ontology annotation, biological process: ribosomal large subunit assembly; translation. The transcript is spliced from 3 exons.
UGGUAAUAAUGAAAUUCAAUGGGCUGUAGGAUUAGGGUUUCUCACGCCUUGGGUGGGAAUUAACUGAACGUUCGUCACUUUAACGAACAUCACUGUAAGCAGAAGGCGAAGGGAGCCAGGUGAGAGGCAGGUUGAAGAACAGCACAGGAAGGAGGAGUCGGAGGGAAACAGAAGGUGAAACGCAGCAAUGGCUCCUCCCAAAGGUGCUGCAAAGAAGGCUGAUCCUAAAGGACAGGCACAAAAGGCUGCUAAAGCUGUGAAAGCUGGAGCAAUUACAUUGAAGAAGAGAACAAAAAAGAUUAGAACAUCAGUAACUUUUCAUCGUCCAAAAACACUCAAGACACCCCGGAAUCCCAAAUACCCUCGUCUCAGUGCACCUCGCAGGAACAAGCUUGAUCAAUAUGAGGUUCUCAAGUACCCUUUGACUACAGAAUCUGCAAUGAAAAAGAUAGAAGACAAUAAUACACUUGUCUUCAUUGUUGAUGUGCGGGCAGACAAGAAGAAGAUUAAGGAUGCGGUGAAAAAAAUGUAUGACAUUCAAACCAAGAAGGUCAACACCUUAAUCAGGCCUGAUGGAUUGAAGAAGGCAUAUGUUAGGUUGACCCCAGAUUAUGAUGCGUUGGACGUAGCUAACAAAAUUGGCAUCAUCUAAAUCUCUGAAGGCUUGUCUGUAGUUUAAGUUAAAUUUGUAUUUCCAAGUAAUCUGUGUUUUGUACUUUGUUCCUAGUAUAGUAAAGACCAAAACUUGUAUAUUGCUGGUUGGUAUCACUAUCACCUUUUGCAGGUGGAGCAAUAUACGGUUUAGAAUUUUGCAGCUACA